Molecule: messenger RNA, 960 nt
Organism: Linderina pennispora
Lineage: Eukaryota; Fungi; Kickxellomycota; Kickxellomycetes; Kickxellales; Kickxellaceae
Exons: 1
Cellular component (GO): U5 snRNP
Source: RefSeq, a predicted model, not a curated record
UCUCGUAAUACCAAUGGAAAACGCGUCAGGUUUGCUGAAGACGAUGGUGGUCUGAGCAAUUCUGACAAUGACAUCGAGGAUGAGCUUGAGGCCGAUAUCACCAGCGGCCCUAAGCGGCGCGGCCGGAUCAAUGCUGACGGCUACGGUAGCGACGACAGUGUCCAAGAUGAGGUUGGCGAGAACAGUGACGAUGAGGCUAGUGAUGUUGAGGAAGGGGACAGCAAGUCUGCAGAGAAAAAUGACGACGACGACGACGAAGAUAUGUUCUCCGACAAUGGCGCUGGCCCAGGCACAUCCACCGCACACACAGCCAAGCGCAAGCGGUACUUGGAUAGCUCCGACAUUGAAGGCCAAGAAUUGAGUUCGACGGCACGGUUUGACAACACAGACGCCAAGGGCAAACAGAUAGACAUAGGGGAGGAUGAAGGGAAGGGUGGUAAGCUCGAGGCGUUCAACAUGAAGGAGGAGCUGGAGGAUGGCAAGUUUGACGAGGCUGGCAACUAUGUCGCCAACAAAAAGGACCCACAGGCACACCAAGACAACUGGCUUGAGGGCGUGUCAUCAGGUGCGAUCGAGCAGGCGCGGGUGUCCAAGCAGCGCCAGGAGCAACAGCAAAGGUCCCACGCACAAGAGCUGUCGGUGAAGUGGGACUCUGUGUCCAACGACGACUUGGUUAUUGCCAUUAUCAACUCCCUGAUGCCGCGCGAGACUGUCUUGAGUGCCCUGGCACGGAUCGGCGGACCAAAGAAGAAGGCGAAGAAGCGGUGGGGCAAGAAGGCCAAGGGUAAAGAACAGGAGCCAACUGGGGAGGAUAGGGAGCGGAAGCGCAAGAUAGAGGCAUUGACCGAGUUGGCCGACCAGAUGAUGGGACGGGGCGUCGUUGAUAUCUAUGAUCAGACACUUGAGCAGCUGGUACGGCAGAUGCGUGUAAAGGAGCGCAUCCCCGACGACUGGCAGCCA